AUGGAUAAUCAUGCUAAGGAGGAGAGCAUUACACGAGGUCAUGAUCUGUAUAUAAGACAUAUUUCACUUUUGGGUAAAGCUGUACCCUUAGCUUUAAAGGCUGUGAUUAGAAAGAUAGAAGCAAAACACGGAAAGACAUUUGAUUCUAUUCUAACAGAAAAGAAAGAUACUAUCAAAACGUUUCACUAUGACUUGUUUCAAGCAUUGUUUAAGGAAGAUGAAGAAAGUGUUAAUACGCAAAUAGAAUCAUGGGGGUUAUCAACUAUGUGCGGUGUGAUUUUCGUUUUAUCAGAAAGUUCAAAAUUUAACUGCGUCAGAUGCAUUUUUGACCAACUAAGAAAUGUUGAAAAGUAUACUCAUUCCGCGUCACUGGAAUACAAUACAUAUAAGCAGCAGAAAUGGGAGUCACUACGCGAAUCUUUGAUUGAACUUGUCAAAGGAAGUGAAGCCGAAAAUGAAUGUAAACGAUUGAUUCAUUCUUACGAUGAAUCGGAAGCAAUCAAAGUUAGUGAAGGGGUCAUUAAAGAACUGCAACAAGCGGAGAAUGUUGAUAGGAGUAUUCGUGUCGCCAUAAACAGCGAAUUAGAUUCAGAUGGACAGAGUGAAACGGAAGAUGAUCUGUUGAGUAGGAACAAAGGAUGCAAGGUAGAAUCCAAUAAUACAGCAGAAACAACAGAGUUUAUUCAGCAACUUUCCGACAUUGUUGUGCAUGAAGAUGAAUCAGUUGUUCUUUCUUGUGAGCUUAACACAAAUGGAUGUCAAGCUGGGUGGCGUAAAAAUGAUAAACCACUCCUUGAAACGGAAACUAUCAGGGUUUAUGCAGAUAAAGGUUAUCACUGGUUGAUGUUUGCAAGAGCAAAACUUGAAGAUACUGGAAAAUACUCAUGUAUCUACAAAACAUUGUCAACGUCAGCUUACGUUAAAGUCUCAAAAUACGAUUUAAUUGUGGUCGAAGCUCUACAUAUAAAUGUUGACGGACAGGUUAAAGAAAAUAUGGAUAUAUCUCUUGUAUGCACUGUUAACGCACAUACUAAGAACCCAAAAUGGUUCCAUAACAACAAGGAAAUAACACAAACGUCUCGAGUAGUUGCCGUUUCACAUGGUCUGGAGCAUAAACUUAUCAUUCGGAAUGUGAAGUUUGAAGAUGAAGGAUUGUACGUAAUAGCAUUUGAUAGAGUUACAUCAUGUACAGGAAUAACAGUAAAGGGCGAAGCUGACCUGUCAGUAAAACUUCAACUAUCAGAAAGACUUUACACCAACUGGGUAAGAGGUGUUCUUGGUCUUAAGUACCUUAAGCUUGGGUUAGAAGGUGUAGCAGAGAAAGAAGUGAAACGUCGCCAUAUUGAAAUGUUGAAGACUCUACCUAAUUCAAAACAACCAUGUACACAAUGUAGUACAGACAGUCUUUAUCCCUUGCACGAUAAGAAACAAUGUUACAGAAAACAAAACAAGAAUAAGUGUCUAUGUUCAGAUUACCGAUAUAAUAGGCAGCCGUGUCCUAAUAAGGGAUACUGCAGUCUGUUUUAUGACCAAAUAGUGUCCGAUCAUCGGUUCGAGCAUCCUGAAUUGGAGAACACGCAACUUGAUCGAUGGAGCUCCGACCACUGGAGUGUGGCAACUUGCUAUAUAAAUACCAAAGGUUACAAAGGAAAGAGGUCUUCUAAAGAAAUUGACUGCGCAGGACUGCUGAGUUUGUUCGUAAACAACAAGAGAUAUCUAACAGAUGUCAAUUAUGGUGUUUUUGAUUUGGCGAAAACCACUCGCAAUGAGAUACUUCACAAUGCGAAUUAUGAACUGUCAGACGACCAACUUCAUGAAUAUUUCGAUAAUUUCAAAGAUGUACUGGAAGUCAAGAACAAUGCUAAUAAGAUGGUGUUUGAAAAGGAUGAUAGCGUAAAAGAAGCAUUGAAAAGUAUUGACAAGUUAAAACAGCAUCAAAUUAAUAUUGUUACGUCAGAAGAAAUCCAAAACUUGAACGACCAUGCAAUGAAGGAAGCUGCUGAUGCGUUUAAAGAAGCUCAUAAACAAAGAGACCAAGAAGUUCAACACUUGAAUGAAAAAUUGAAAAAGGCGGAAGAGGAACUACAAGUGAUGCGACAGCUGAUAUCAGCCUUUCAGAGGGACAGCCCUUUGGAGGAAAAAAAAGGUGAUUAUUUCUACCGUGAUAAAUGUACAAUAUAA
This is a messenger RNA of Mercenaria mercenaria, 2181 nucleotides long. RefSeq lists its product as uncharacterized. The coding region runs from base 1 to 2181 and encodes 726 amino acids. The record is from RefSeq and is a predicted model, not a curated record. The transcript has 9 exons. Lineage: Eukaryota; Metazoa; Mollusca; Bivalvia; Venerida; Veneridae.